AUGGUGGGACUACAUCAAGAACAAGCGGUUAUGCUGGUUAGUCUAAAAAUAUGAAUAUUAGUAUAAUUAGAUUUUACAGCUGUACGUACUUCAUAGGAGAUUUGUCUGUCGAACCAGAUCAAGUUCGAUCGUAGAAUUUUGUAGUGUCUGAGAGUCUCAGAUCUCAAGAAAUCGAGGUUAAAUGUCAGGUAACAUGACUACCGCAAGACAAUCGUCAUUUCAUUCGAUUUGACAAGUAAGCUUACACGCUAGUAUUGAAUGCCCAUCGGAGUUGAAUGCUUCUAUAACUUUGUUUCCGGCAUCUUUAUCACCUGCUUUACUUUUAUCGAUCGCUACUGCACUCGCUUUUCUUUCUUACUUAAAAGACAAUUCAGUUGUAAAACGGGUCCCAACUUCUACAUUUCAACAAAAAUUCACUCGGUAGUUCUAGUCGAUUUUCAAUAGCGUAGAGUGGUUUAUUUGUUACUCCUAGGAUAUUCUGUCAUCUACGAUAUUGCCAAAGAAUUAAUUUUUCAAUUUUUGUUUUUUCAACAUAGCUAAUCUUACUGAAAGUAACUUUUUUGUUUUUGUUUUUUCCCUCGGCUAUCUUUGAAUGAUGUGUACGGUUUCAGCCUUUAAGUUUAAGGGUUGAACCCUCGCAUGCUCGCACAUGCCUUGUUUCAGCACUUUGUUGUGUCUGCAACAGCAUGGUAAAGAAAAUGUUAAUAUAUUUGCCUGAAUAAGCAAAGGACAAAAAAUUCCAUGCAGUAAUAAUUACAUUUCAAAUGCCUGCAGCCAAUACUCCAUGAAUCAGUCAAUUUCCACUCCCACUAUCUGACACAUAAUCACAGUCUUCUGAUGGCAAGAUAUAUUGGGUUGCCAGACAACUUUUUAGUUUACAGCUCAUAAAUGUAAGUCAGUUUAUAACACUCGUGUAUGCAAGGGUUCAUAAGUUAAUGGUUAUAAUUUGAUUAACUACACCGAAUUGCAGCAAAAACCAGAGAUAACAUUUAACUCUGGACAGAUUUACAUCAUUAUUAUUGAUGAACAUGUCUCUCUAGCAUGUGCCAGGCAUUUGGAUAGUGGAGUGUGGCACGAAGAAAGAGAGCGAGAAAAAAUAAGGAGGAAGAGAGGGAGGGGGAGAGAGGAGGGAAAAAGUUGUCAAUCAAGCAACGGGCGACGAACCUUGCUGUUAACUGAAUUAUUUCUGAAAAAAUAUGUAUGUAUUCAGAAAAAAAAUCUUUUAUAUUUGUUUUCAGCUAACGAAUAUAUCCCUUACCUCUAAAAAUGGAAGAACUGGCAAGCAACACCCGUUCCACUUUCUCUGCCGGUGGUAUUCACUCAGCAGAUCAUAUGCUAGCUGCUGUUGGGUGUACCGGAACGAGCUUGUAUUAAAAAAGUACUACAGGCAUUCCCUCGCUCUCACCCCCUACCCCACCCCCUCUCUGUUUUUUUGAUUCUGCUCACAUCUCUUUGCAUCUUACGUCUCUCUCACAAAACGUCUCCAGCAGAUCAGGGUUUUCAGAAAGUUUUGGAGUAGAUGGUCAAGUUGUCAAACUAAGGGGCCAGUCCAGGGAUAUUUUAUUUAAAAAAUGCCAUCCAUAAAGAAAUGCCAAGCAGGGUAGUCAGCCAAUACUUUAACCAAGAAGGCGGGAUUUUUCCCAACAGCCGGCUACUUUUGACAAUUCUGCAGAUGGUGGGAAUGUUUACAGACCUGCCUACAGUUACACCAACCAGCUUAUUUUUUUAUCAACAUUGAUCUGAGUCCCUGGGAUGUAAAAUAGUCCAACAAUCAUUUUCAAUCAGAUUGUUUAUGUUUUUAUUGAUUACACAAGAAACAUCUGGUUUAGCAAAGACAGACUCCUAAGUGAGAAAAUAAUAAGUAAACAGAUUACAAAGAAAAUCACAAGUACCAUUAAGAUGGCUGACGAAAAGUUUGGAAAUGCUUAUUUGUUCACUUUUGAGAAGUUUGAACUUGAUUUUUUAAAGGAAAACAGAGGUUCUUUAUAUUUUUGUUUGAUAAUAAUCAAACAUGAGGCAUAACAUUGCAUGAAGGAUGGGGGGGGGCUCCAUUUUGCCUUUUCGACAAUGGUAAAAUAUCAGAAAGGCCAUUUGGAGCAAAGUGUCUCAACUAAUUUUGUUGCCAAUACCGCCUAGGGUGGACUUUAUCAAUUAGCACAAUCUGAAGAGGUUCUAACUAGAUUUUAAAACUGGAUGGCUUCAAGAUUUCAUAGAAACAAUUUUUAGUUUCUGAAGAGCUUAUUUUUAUUUGAAAAUUUUUUUGCCCUAUCGCAUGAUGAAUAAGUGUAAUGAAAAUACUCACUAACAGUGCGGCCAACAUUUAACUGAGCUGUUGAAAAUCCCAAGGCACGUUAAAGUACUUAUUCAAACCUCUGAGGUAGCAACGUAAAGUGUAAAGUUUGAUUCCGCCAGUAAGAAUUAAUUGUGCUGUUGCAAAUGAUUUUGUCAGAGUCUGCUCGGAGGUAGCCUGCUCUGCAGAUGUAAUCAAACCCCAGUUUGUAAGGUCUGUGAAAAAGACUCAGAGUCCUUGUUCUACGCCCCCACCAGUGUACCAGGAUCUGAGUAAGCAUCAUGAUUGGCCUGUUAAAGAAGCCAUUGUUGAUUUGCCAAUCAGCUGGAAAGGAAAUUCAAAACCCACUUCCAGUAAUUUUUUGAUUCCCUGGUAGGGGGCUCUGAACAAGGAUCUUGGUGUAGCUUAGCAGACAUAACUAACCCGGGUUUGAUUAUGUGGGGGGAUAGGGGGUACUGUGGAUUUCAAGGGAAGGGAAAAUCAAAGCAUUUUUGUGGGGGUUGCAAAUUCUUGAUUGCAGGAUCGUGUGGGGUUGGAAAAUUUGGCAAAUAUUUAUUUCAGGUACUUUCUGGGUUGUGAUUUUUUUGCCCUUAUUCGAUCGUUUCCAUCUCUUAAAAUCCAGAUUAACCCCUUCCCCCAGGUAAAACCGUUUUAGGCUGUGAUCUGGGGACAUCGUCAGCUGUAGCGGUUAUGGGAACUUUUGAGGGCAAAGAAAAGUCAUAACUUUGAAAUCAGCCGCACCAUUGAGUUUUCAAUCGAAAAUUCGGUAGCUCGAAUGGAGAGUAAAUGGAAAUUCAUUUUGAAUUAGUUUUCUUAAAACAUAAAAUGGAAAAGCAAAAAUUUUUGUUUUGAUUCUUCAAGUAGUGAUCGGUGGAAUUUCAGAUCACUUUUUCUAAUCUUCCAGGGAGCGAGGACGGCAUUUCUUAGAAACAGGCUGGAGUGUAAGGCGGUUGAUUUCCAAUGGUUAGAUCUGGUCGGUCGGGUUAUUAUUUUGAUAAUGGCGUUUUUGAGAAAUUUCGCUAAAAGUGUGGGUCCUGUGAAACCAGUCACCGAAGCCUGCGAAGCUGGCGGAAUUGUUCGUCCUCGCGAGGGAGGUUUUUGGCGGCGAAGCCAGUUGCGUAGGCUACGGUCACCGCCCUGCAUUCUUGUCAGGAGCACAAUGGAACGAACUAGUCUGGUCAGAGCGUCUGACUGACUCACUGACUGACUGGUGAACCCUUGUGAAAGGAAAGAGCGAGCGCGAAAGAUGUGAUGUGUUUAGAAAAAUGGAGGUAUUCAGAGCUGUCCUGAGAGCUGUCAGAGCCUAUGACUUCAAUAUGACUCGUGAGCUUCCGGAUUUGUUCGAAAACGCAGUACUGUGGACAGCGGCGGCGUGCCGCGUGUCGCGUCCCGCCAAAACAUGCCAAAAGAUACCGAAAAAGAGACCGCUAAGUGCUGAAAGUUACCGAAGACAAGACUGAAGAAAAUAUGCUGAUAGUCGCGGCGAUCCAAACAGAAGCUCUGUUGCCCAGACGAAAACGAGGAUGUCGAAGAUUCGCAAAGUCAUGUUCUUAAAGUGGUAGAAAAUUCCCAAUUUUUUCUGAUUUUGAUAAUACCAAAUUUACUUGUUUCUAUGAUCCGUUGAUAGGGAAACGAAAACACGUACUUAAGAAAAUCGUGAACGGAUACGUUUUCAUCCUCUUCGUGAGGAUGGUGUGUUUGCCGCGCGAGAACCAGCACGCGCGAUGAACACGCGUGCGCUUGCGUGUGGUCUUGUUGCAUUUUUAGGAAGAAUUUAUUUUUCCCCUCUAAAUUUUUGCCGAAAAAAAUUUGGAAAUCCAUUUACCUGUGAGUGCCUUUUCGAUGUUGGCGAAAAGAUUUCUGAAAGAUAUUAGCUGUACAUUGUAAAACUGCGCCCAUUUUUUUUUUUUUUGCUCGGUUCUUUUUCUGUCCUUUUUUUGCCUUUUCAUUAAUACCGCCACUUCGAGUCGGAACAGGCAGCCUCCUUUUCUUUUCAAAAAUUAACAAUUUGAAUCGCAAUUCAUGAAUAUAUCAACGAACUACUUGUCCUUGUUCAGUCAAGUUCAAGCGAAAGUUCAGCCGUUCAGCAGUUUUGUUUUUUAGGUUAGGAGAUUAUCUCCGCAUUGGGUAAACGUGUCGAAACAUUUACCACUUUUCGCAGGUGAGUAGCGACCAGCGGGAAGCCUUUGUAGCAGAUCGUCGGUUUCUUCUUUUCUUUUUUUUUUCUAAUUCUUCAUUUGAGGCGGCGUCGCGUCGAUUCGCUUCUCUGAGUUGAUCAGACACAGCCGCCGUUUUUUGAAGUACUGUGGCACAUCAUUGUGUUUUAUUUCAUAGACUGCUCGUACCAGGUCAAUUAUAAUUAGCAUAGCUUACGACUGCUUUGGCAGCACGGAGUUUACGUAGCGAUGGCGUUGCUCUUUAUAAAGGAAGACUAUGGAAGCAUGAAACCUUGCAAGGUAACAUUAAUUCCCUAAAUGUUUUACUUCAAUGGAACAAUUUCAAACAACGCUGAAAAAAAUCCCGGGUGAAGGUUACAUCGCAGAUUUUUUAACGUGUAACAAUGACCUUAGCGAGCGCAUGCUGCAACAUCCGUUGUAUCUCCUGGUUUUCGUGCUUGUUUUUUAGUCUUGUUAUUUUUACAUGACAGUUUUUCUUACAAACUUGGCAGAUGGAUAAUUUAAGACAGUGCCUAACAAGUCAUUUAUGGUCUGCAUUUUCUGUACUGUUAACUUGAAACAUUUUUUGUGGAAGAAUUCUAGUUAUCGUAUAAAUUGUUUCCGUGGCACGCGGCCCAAUAAUUGUUUUAUGUUACCUCUUCUAAGCUGUUCUUUAACGGUGAACUUUCGUUGUGAAACAACUUCAAGAAUGCUUUUGAAAUUGUUUUCGACAUCUUGUAUGCGACCAUUUGGCCUUCUUUAUGAAUUUCGAAAUUCCAUGUUUUUGCUGCUCGGUCAUUAUUACGAAAGGGUGCAUUUGAAUAUAACGGAAAUUUUAUUUCGUCAAAUAUCGGACACUUCUCUAAUGGAAACUGUUGCGUCAGACUUAUUUGUUAACAUAGCCUUCUAAUUCCCAACUACAUUAAGAAGAAAAUUUGUUUUCAUAAUUCAUGAAAAUCUCGACAGUGUUUGUCCCAGCAUUUUAAUGCUAGACAGAUGACUGAAUACUUCAUUCUCUGCCAGACUUGAUUUAUAUUUUGCUUUGGUGUGGACCGCUUAAGAUAUCUUUCGCUUUAUAUUAUGAUUGUAUUGAAUAAGAGCUUUUUGAUGUCAAUAGUCAAUGGGAAGGGAAUAAAACAGAUCUAUAAAUGACAGAUAAUUCGACUUGAGCUAGAUGACCUCUCCUAUCGCCUUGAAAUCCACCUGCCCGCUUUUACAGUUUGCACGUGCGAAGCGAGAAAUUGUCUUGAAUAGGUUUAAAUUAACAUCAUUUGUCUUGUUUGUAAAAUGAUCUUGCUGGAAAGAAAAACAAAAGAUCCUUUAAAGGUCGCUUUUUCGACGUUUCCAAUAUAGCUUUAGAUUGCGAUCCGUUUUAUUUGUUUUUCAACCUGUCUUGUAGAGGCUUUGGUUCACAUUUCCUCCUCGGCCUUAAAAAACAAAACGUCUAUACCCCACGUCAGGGAAUUAGUAAAAAUCGUUUUAAUGAAAUUAAAACUCGCUUUUUUAAUUCCUCAGAAUGAAAAUGCUCAGUCUCCCAUCUGUGCUAAAGUCUUGGUAGUUUUUUCUCCCUCUAAUGUAGCAUCUUGAAACAAAGAAAUGUUAUCUAGCAUAUUCUCCUCUCAUUUUCUUUUUUCAUAUUUGAAACUUAACCCUUCUCUGCCUUUAUAUGUAAGUUAGCCAUCUUUUUUCAAUCGCUAUUAAAAUCUAUCUUGAUAUGAAGUGCUAUUUAUAUAUCGCAAUAAUGUUUUACAUUGCUAUAUGAUUGGCUGUAUUAUAUUAAUUGAGAAAAAAAAAAAACUUUUUGGCCCUACUAGAAUUUUCUUUCAAACUUUCGAUAUUGUCCGUAAUCCGCGUUUCAGGGCCUUUUAAGAAUCAUCCAAACACAGACCUCUUUCUCGAAUUAUUCAGUUUACAUUAGAAAAGCCUUUUGGUAAAUGCUGUGAGUAAUUUAGCGUACCUUGUUAAAAUUACUAUAAUGAUCUCUAUGUAUUUUGAAAUGCAGUUUUAUAUUUGUCCAGAUUUGAAUUUGUAUAGACUCGUUGUAGAGUUAAUGUUUUCAAACUUCUGGUGACGUUUUUGUGUAUUGUCACUGUUUCCUGCGAGUUUGGACAAUUUAUUCUCACCUCCUAGCGCAUAUGUGAUCAUUAUUUUAAUUUAAAGUACGUUUCAGUGUCCUGAUCUAAUCAAUAAUUCAUCAGCCUAAACCUUUCAGUUCUAACAAUUGUCCAGAAACUAAAACAGCGCAUUAAAUACCGUUAUUUCCGGUGGCGAAACAUAUUACGACUCAAUUGACACCAUCUUUAUACGUUUGAAGACUUACUGUACCUUCUUAGAAAGUGAAUCUCCAAAACAGAAAAACACUGACAGCUUAAUUCUUAAAACAGAGCGGAAAACGUUAACACACCUUUGGUAUAAAACGAUAGUUAUAAUGUAAGCGAAUCAGUUUGUCUCAUCCACAUGAGUUAAUCGAAAAUCGAGUUCGCCUUGUUUGCGUUUUCAAAUUUCUGUUGUUUAAUCGCAAAUGUAAACUGUAGUAACGCCAUUUAACUGAAAACUUGAAAUAUUUUUAGCAAAUGCUCGUGACCCACGCCUUUUAUUUACCUCCCAGAAAAUUCCAGCGAUUCAUCGCUUUUGUUUUGAGAGCUGUUGGGUACAGGAAAAUGCAAAUUGCACUGAACACCCUUUAUUUCUGCCUGUUGUUUCAAAAUACCAGAAAUGGUUGCUUCAGCACAACAAAAGUUAAGUGCACUAAAACAAGCGAUAACAAAAGUGUAAGAAAUAUUAACGAAAGACUUAACCUUCCGUUCUUGACAAGGAUUCUUAUUUCUUUAUAUUACCCUAGCAGUAUUUCAUCCGAUGACAACACUGGCUUCCUCGAAAAGGAGAACAGGUUUUCGCGACAAUAUAAAUUCACGAGAAAAAAGGAUUUGCGAAAUGCUUGUCAACGAAUAAAUGCUUGUUUCUGUUUUCUUUACUAGGCAUAUUGUCAUUUUUAACGUUUUCUUGGUAAUGUAAUGUGCUUGAGAUACAGAAAGUAAAGGCGACUUAUUGUAUAAUAAAGCUUUGGUAAAAGUUUGGAUUUUCGGCAAUCUCAUGCAGCCUGUCCUAAACAUAUUUUAUGAACUACCUCCCGGGUUUGAAAGUUUGAGCCAAAACCGAGUGCGGAAAGUCGUGUUUACCGUUUGACAAUUUUUCUUCCGUUUUUGUGAAGAAAAAGAAAACGAACUUUUAUGUAUGAUUUCAGUUGUUAAUUUCCUCAAAAGCAUAGAUUUUGCAAUUUUUGUAGCGGCGAUUUUUGUGGGCGUCUUAAAUUUUUGCUGUUGGUUCAGCUCGAUAUUUUUAACUUGGCCCGUUUUUCCCUCAAGAGACAAAACGCUUUGAAAGUGCGUGUUGUGAUUAAAAAACAACGCAACUAAUGCAUUGAUCGCUGUGGCUGGUUUCAACACAUUCAAACACAACUUCAAUUUGAAAAUAAUACACAGAACUUUAAAUGUGCGUGAAAUUUUCUUGAGUGAGAAUCAAUUUAUAGUUCGGAAGCUGAACACAUAUCCAGCAAGUAGUAAAACUUAAAAUCUGCUUUUCGUGUCAUAGCGUUCUUCGUCCAUGUUUGGGACGAGUCAAAGACUGAGUGUGUAAAACGUGCAUCACUUUAGCAAUAUUUGCCCAUUUCAAAAGCAACGUCCAGUGAUCAAUAGAAGACAAAAGGAGGCAACAUUUUGUAUGUUAUAUCGAUUUCCCUGAGGAGCUCUGCUCCUCCCACUUAAUCCAUUUGACCAAUCACAGCCCGGGAUCGCUUAUUAUUAUGUCAUGUUAUAUUGGCCUAUUUGAAACCUGCGAGACUUCGAACAAUUUUGAGUCUUGCGGGUGGUUUGGUCAGCUCCACAACCGAGUUAAAUACCAUCACCUUCUUCCCGACCUCAUUGUGCCCGAGCUUACUGUGCUUUCAUUUCGCCAGAUGACCACUGCUUGCGAGGAAAAAUCUACGGCGACUUUUACUCGCGAAGUUGGUGACCAGUCCUCGGUAAGUAUUCGCGUUUUGGAUCAGUGCCUUGGUCUAACUUAUUACAGUAACGUAGUUUGGGUAGAAUUUUUUGUGUACUCGCUAACCUGUUAGAUGAGAAAUUGUUUGUUUAUCUUGAUGGAUAAAGGCAAACGUUUGCUGGAUGAAGGAGUAAUUUGGACAAAAGUGUGAUCUCAUAUUUUUUAAAUCUCUUAGAUGAAUAUGAAGUUCUCUAGGAAGUUGAUUAAAACCUUGCUUCCUUUCUCUGAAUCAAUUUAACUAUGUUAAUGUUGUUCUCUAGAGUCAAUGGCCGCCUCGCGCGCGAAUCUUGCGAAAAGACUCCGUACGGGUAACAACCAGCUGAUUAAUUAUGUGCCUCCACAUGAAACGCAUUUCAUAGUGGCUGAUACAAUUUUAACCUUGAUUUUCUGUUAUUAGGCACACGGAGAGCAGUGCGCAGGCUGUAAAGGUCGAAUCAUGGACAGAUACUUAGUAAAAGUGAGCGGUAAAACCUGGCAUACCAGUUGCCUUAAAUGUUGCAUGUGUGGUCUUGAACUCGGGAAAGAAGCAACAUGUUACACAAAGGAGGACAAGAUCUACUGCAAAACAGAUUACGCGAGGUUUGUUCAGUUAUUUGUUUGUUUGCAUGAUCAUAUAUUAUGCUUCUAGCUUCGUGGAUGGUUAGGCGAUCUUUGCAAGAUUUUAGCUACCGUAUGAGAUAUAUAGUUCACACGACAGCUUGGCGCUACUAUACAUCACGAAAGGCGUCGUACCUUUUUUAUCGUUCGAAUACACAAAACAAGCGCGAAGGCUUCAUUCACUUAUAGAAGUGAUAUUUAGGGGUUGUAUUCUGACUCAUAAUUAUUCGUAGUGGUGUUUUAACCAUGUUCGAUAGAUAAUAUAUCCGGCUUUCGUUGAAAUUUUUUUUGGUCAAACUCGUUCCAACGUUAAGGUAAACAGUCAUUUAAAUUUAGUGUCUUGAGCAGAAAUUUGCAGGUUUACAAACCUUUUUUUAUUUGUUAUACUGAUGUUUCCAUUAGGAAGCGAGUGAGAAUUAGUCUCACCAACCUAUUUUAUGCUGGACGGUAUUAAAGACCAUUAAACCGUAUAUGCUUGGAGAUUGUUGAAAUUAGCAUAUUCCAGUUUUCUCUUUACAUUGAAAAUAUAGAGAUGCUUUAUAGAGUAAAUGUCUUCAAUUCCCCUCUCACGACUUGAAAAAUUAGUGCGGUAAGCAAGCUCUCUGUCGAAGUUUGAAAAUAUAUAAUCUCAUUGUGUUUUAUUUAUCAUUAUUUGCUUUCUUUGAGUAUUUAUUUUCAAGGUGAGACGGUGUAGUUCAUUUGUUUCGAUCUUCCUUGACCGUUAAACAAUCAGACGCCCGAAACGUAACAAAGGUUUUUGCUGUGAGGUUUAAAAACCGAAGCUUCGGGCAAGAGGACUGAAUAUGGGGCAGAUUGUGUUAACUAUACCACAAAAGCUAUUUUUUAUGCAGUCAACAGCUAAAACGUUAAUCCUUUGACACGCCAUCCCUAACAAUAUCAGUUUUUUAAGUGUGCUUUUGAGUUGCCAAACAGAAAACUAAGCCUGUUUUCCUAUAUGUCAUUCCUCAGACAUUUUAGUUCACUUUGGAGUUUCAUAUAGGCGUCAGAAAAAAGUACCAUGCGAUUUGCGAGUCAGAAUGCGCGGAUCGAAGCUUCCUUUCUGUUGUGGACAGAGCGACCAUCAAUAGAGACAGAGUGACUGCAUUUGUGAAUAUCUCUGAUCCAUUUUAUGGCUUUCACCAAGGACGAUAAAGUUGUAAUUGUUUUUUUUUUUUUCGUCUGUGCGCCCUUCUUUUUAUUGUCUUUAUUUUCCUGUUUCCUGUACAUCAAUUGCGGUAUUUCUUAGCCAAAAUUUUUAGUUAGUGUUGUUUAAUUUCAACUUUGCGAUCUUUGAAUUUCCUGGCAUAGACAAGAAAGGUGGCGACGUAGAAAGCCACCUGUCUUGGACGUGUGAAUGUAAACAUAGCGAACUGUGUUUAAAAUGCAAACUGGUAAAUUAUUUUUGUCGCCUAGCCAGCAAAUUUAUGGGUAGCAUUGUGUCCAAAAAUGGGCGAUUUACCAGUUGCAAUAUAUAGGAAAAUAGUAAGCUUCCCUUGAAAAAAAUUUCCGUAUGAUUUUAAACUCAAAUGAAUGAAAAUGAAGAGCGGAUAUUUUAUUUACUGGAAGUACAAAAUGAGGUCCCAUUAUCGCAACGAAUAUUUAUUCAGAAUUAAAAGUCAUCUAGACAAUCUCGUAUAACAUUUUGCUUACUUAUAAUUGUCUCAAUAUGGGAAAAAAACUUUCAGCCGCCAUUCCGUAGAAGAAAAUUUUAUUUUCCUUUUUAUUCGUACAAUUUCCUCUUAAUUUUACGUGCAGAUUUUCCAGUUAGUAUGCCGGGGUAGGAUAUUGAAAAAAUAAUGAUAAUAAUAAAACAAUAACAAAAAAUAUAUAAUUGAAAUUCGGUAGCUUAACUUCUUCGAAAAGUGACCUAAGCCGGCACUGAAUGUUAAAUAGAAGUGUUUACCGCCAAAGCACUUGCAUCUUCUGUUUUUUUUUAUGAGUGAGUUUGAUUUGGUCAAACUUCGCUCGAUGUAUUCUACUUACGGAGAAAAAAGUGAUGAAUCUAACCGAAGUGGUUUUAACGGUAAUCUGUCGUCCCUGGCGAUCGAAUAGUGUCUAUGAAUUUGUUUUUGUCACUUUUGGUAAUUGCGUUUAAUUUUGAUAGUAUAUUUACGCAAAUCUUCCGUUUAAUAACGCGCUUUUCUUCGUAAGUUAUCAGCGUUCAAGCUGUUAUUAUGCGCUUUCGUGUGUCUUGAUUCACUUGUGUUCUUGAGGCAAGUUCUCAAGAGCUUUUUUCUUGGUGUUUUGACGGAGCUUUUUUUUUCGUUUAGAUGUUAUAGAAAUUAUAUGCAAGUGCGCUGAGGGAUCUUGUAUUCCUUUUUUAAGCGAGUGUUGUUUGUGCUUUUUUUUGGUCUUUGUCUGUUUCUGUUAAGUAGCGAUCUUCAGAGGCAAUUACCAAAAGUCAGAACAAGGUAGUCAGACCGGUCACCUUGAAAAUAAGAUAGGCUUUCGGAGAGUUUUCGCCAAAAACCAUCUGCGCUGUACAUGGUAUUUACUGAUCUGAGUUAUGGUUAUUUUCUUUACGAAUGGGCUGGUCUGGCCGGCGGACCAGUUCUGACAGAUGGUAAGCGCCCUCACUUUAUGCAUGAUUCUACCAUUAUUGAGCCUGGCGUUCUUUAUUUCUGUGACAAAGCGUGUUUUACGCGCCAUCUCUCCGUUCACCGCCAUGUGGCUUCUAAAUCAGAGUACAUAAACCAUGUUGUUAUUUAUCUCCUCACAGACAGUAUGGUACUAAAUGUGCGCGAUGUGCUCGAAGCAUCCACGCGAACGACUGGGUACGACGCGCGCGAAGCAGUGUGUAUCACCUUGCGUGUUUCGCGUGCGACGCGUGUAAACGCCAGCUUUCUACUGGUGAGGAGUUUGCGCUUAAAGAAGGACAUGUUCUCUGUAAAUUACACUACAUGGAGAGUUUAGAGGUGUUCCUGCCCGACAACUCCUCUCAGGAAGGUAGGAGGAUUUCAAUUCUUAUCUUGUAUACUGGCCGAGAAUGUUUCAUGAGUAAUUCGCAAUCAAUUUUUGUUCGAAGUUGUGCCAAUCUAGUGAAACCAAACAGGUGAAGCUGCUAAACAGUACUUUUACUUGGUGCUGUAUUUUUAUGCGGCACAAGGGGUUUCAGUCCAGCUCGGUGCCUUAACGAAAUCCUAAAGUGAGUAUGCCAAAUGGCCAUUCGAAUAAAAGUUGCUGAGCAGCGUUUUCCUGUGGUGCUCAUUAUUAAUAAGGUGCACAAAGUGGAAUCUGAACAAAUUCUUAAAAUGUAAAAGGAGUGCUUCUCCUCCGGUACUGUGUGCUCAAAUUUGCUAGAACAAGGCAGUUGUCGACUUGCCACAUGUUUUCCAUCGCUUGACUAUUUUGUAUAAACUGGAUUUCUUGCCUGAUCCCUUGGCCAUCGGCAAGAAAGCAGGAAAAGUUUCUUUCCUGGCAGGAAAAUCCUUUUUUCCAGAGCGAUCAGAUGGGAUUUUUAUCUAGCCCUGUUCUAUUUUAUGUCUUGUUCACUAGUCAGAGAUCUUUAGAUUCGAGGACGACUACCAGGGCGACAUUAAAUUUUAAGCUUUCUCGCCUGUUCUCUAAAAUAGAAAUUCCGGAAAGCCGCAUUGUACUUUUUUUCACCACCAAAGUUAGCACGCUUAUUUCCGUUGAAGGAGAUUGAGCCCUCCCCCGAUCACUAAAUGAUAAAUUUUCUAACAUUUGAUAACUUGUUUUCGCCACUACGACAUUCUCGCUAAAACUCGUAGUAGACUGACGGCAGCUACUACAUUUUCCCCGCAAAAAUGACGUAGGUUGGCGCGCGUGCACUACUUAGUAUUGAGAAAGCCACUCAAAAGGACAAUCUUGUGCGACGGUUUUUUUUUUUCUUUUAACAGACCUGAAUCCUAAACUACAUAAAAUUAAUUAGGUGUUAAAAAGAUUAAAGAGUCCUGCAUUUUUUUAAUGCAAAAUAAGGAAUGAGUUGUUUGACCUUAUAUGAUUUAAUUCACUGUAAGUCGCGCAAAUGUUAGAACCACCUUGCAGAGCAUCAUGAAAAAAAUGUCUAGCAGGAAAGUACUAAUAGGUGGCUUCAUUUGAGUUUUCACGAUUUUAAGAUGCACCAUAAUGGCAUCGGAAGUUAGAACCGCCUUGAUCGACGUCAAAAACAGCACGAGAAAGUAGUCAAUAGUACCACAAGAAAGUACCACUCAAGGCUUUUACUAGAAUGGUCAAACUUUGCGGCUACUCGCAUGAAAGUUAGAACUUCCUUGUCUACCACAUCGCUAUAGUGAACAGCUCUGCUUGGUGAGUUUUCUUCAGUUGAGUCGACGCAAUUCGUUCGGGUUUCGUCCACAGUCACAAACGUUAAACUCAAUUCUAAAUAAGAAGUGUCAUUUGAAAGUGUACUCUGCCAGCAGAGCCUUUCUUUCGCUUGCUCGAUUUUGGGGUGAACGGUCGUUUCGCCCACGAAUCGUUUCGCUAACGUCCCAUUCGCUAACGUCUUAACGAAGCGAAACGAGCGCUGCGCAUGUAUAGACCUCGUUCUCUCAGCAAUGGUGAUACAAAUACGUGCAACACGCAUGUAUAUAUCUCGUUAUUUCAGCCACUCAUCAGGCGAAAGCAGUUUGGGAACUGACCCAACACUUACACGAAACGACUUCAGAAGUUAGCGAAGAGGACGUUGGCGAAACGACUGGUGGGCGAAACAACUGUAAACUGUCUAGAAGUUUGGGAUGCGGCGGCCUCAAAGGUUUGACGCGAUUCAGGUAGAGCCUCCCAGCAAUAGGAGGCUCUGUUCACAGGGUGUUGAAAGUGUUGCUGAAGAAGUUUGAUUUGAAAGGUAUUAUGGGAUUUCAUCCACAGACUCAAACAUUAGAACCAUAAAUGGACUCUAGGAGUGCAAGGGCCUGAUCAGGCCCGCGGCUAUAAACAUGGUGAUUGUAUGGUUGAUAGUCCUUCUUUAUGUCCUCUUCCUUAGUUGCCCUUUCUUUCUGCACUCAAAAUGAUGGAGGGAUUGAAGACACGCUACAAGGUGAUUGAUUACGACCUUUUUUCUCACGUAAAAGUUGUCUGGCUAGCGCGCAAGUGCUCUUGGAAGAUUUUGAAAACAAUGAUGUAGGCAUUACUGACCAACAGAAAUUGUUCCUUGAUACUGAAAAAUGUCUCAAGGAAUUUCUAAUCAAACGACUGAAUGUAAGCGCUCUUCAGUCCGUUCAUCGCCAGUCUGUUUAAUCUGGAUGCUCCUGCAGUGUAUUCUCUCUCAGUGAUCUGUAUUACUGAGGUUCGACUGUAAUUUUAUAGGUUCAAUCAUGUUUUCCUAAGUUUGGAGACUUGCUGUAUGUUAAGUGAAUGGUGAACGGAAAAACCGUUAAGGAUGCGUGACCCUUGUACUGAGUUAGACAGCUGAUAGGAAGAUACUCCAACAAAAUAUAAAAAAGUGUCAAAUGUUUUUAAGACACAAUGAAUUUUUCUGAACACUCAAGAAGGGUUAUACGCCCGAAACGUCUGUUUCUUAAAAACAUAUGACACUUUUUGAGAUUUUGUUCGAAUAUCAUCCCAUUUGGUUUAUGGUAGCCUGCGAGCAAGCUCGCGUGAUGAGCACGUGGAGUGAGACACGCGCGUUAUCUCCUGGUUAGGUUCGCUUCGCUUGCCACUUAACAAGGAGAGCUUGCUCACAGGCUUGCUGUAUAAGUGAACCUCACUCCUUGCUUUGUCUGUUGUUGAACGAUCUGAGUAACGAACGAUUUGUUUAUUCUUAGACGCAGACAGCGAAGACUCUCCAUCGAGUGGGGGAAUCAUAAAAUGCAACAAAACAAAACGAGUACGGACCACAUUUACAGAAGAGCAGCUUCAGAUCCUUCAAGCGAAUUUUAACGUGGACUCC
Messenger RNA from Porites evermanni, 14932 nucleotides. Lineage: Eukaryota; Metazoa; Cnidaria; Anthozoa; Scleractinia; Poritidae. The record is from the annotation of a GenBank genome assembly.